Molecule: messenger RNA, 10514 nt
Organism: Paramecium pentaurelia
Lineage: Eukaryota; Ciliophora; Oligohymenophorea; Peniculida; Parameciidae
Source: the annotation of a GenBank genome assembly
AUGAAUUAAUACUAUUUAAGGAAGAAAUUAAAAAUAAGAACAUCUAUUGAUACUCCUCUUAUUCCUAAGAUAGCAUCUUCAAAAAAUGAGUAAUCAGAAUUAUUGGAAACCAAUAGAAAACGCUAUAUUAAAGGAUUUAGUCCUUAACGAUAUCAUUUACCCUAAAUUAUUUAACCUUAGUUAAGUUAGAUAACACCAUUACGAUAAAGAGGCAAAUCUGAAAGCAUUAGAGAACAUUCUUAAGGAUUCUUAGGGCCAAAUGAUUUUGUUCGUUUGUUGCAGACUGAUCAAUAAAUGGGAUUGGAAUUUUGUUAUUUAAAUAAUUAAGGUAAUCCCUAUGAAUGGAAAGUUGUCAAUUAUGAGAAUAGAAAGAUGAAUUAAUAUAUGACGAUAAGUGGUAGAGGCAUUGUAAUUCAUCAUAGUAAUUUUGAAGAGUUUGUAUCCAUAAAACAAUUUGAAAAUGAUAGGAAAUUAUAUUAUAGAUUACAAAAAAUUGAGUUCUUUAGAAAUUAUUUAAAACAAAAGACAUUUACUAGAUGGAAAAAAUUAAGUAUUAAGAAUAAAGCUUAAUCAAUUUCUAAGGAGUUAAAAAUAAGUUUCUUGAUAUUGGAUUCCUCUCUCAAGCAACCAAUUGAAGAAGUUCAUAAAUACACUUAAAUUAUUAAGAGUUUAGUAUUUUUUACACCUACUUAAAUGAGUCCUGUAAAUCAGAGUAAAUUUAUUAGGAAAUUGUAAAGAUUAUUAAUUGAAUUCUAAUAGGAAUUAGCUAAGAAUAUUAAUUCAAUAAUGAAGAUAGUUAUUGAUGCAUCUUAAUAAUCAUUUAGUAUUUUUAAAGAAGAUCAAGAAUAUAGAUAGAAUUUGGAAUCAAUACGAAAUUCUCAAAUGGAAUAAAAGCCUCUUGGUGUAUUUAUAUUCUGUUUAUAUAUAAUUAGGAUAAUAUAACAUAGUCAAUGUAAUUCACAAUGGAAUCAAAUUUAAGAUAAUUUUAAUAGAAGUUAAUCAAAUUUACAAGAAUGAUCGAUUAUAUAUAAUUUGAGAGUAUGAUUAUGUUGAUGUACAAUUCUAUAGUUAAUUUCUUAAUGGUAAUUAAAAAUACUAAUAAACAUCUUAAAGUUGGGUAAUUAUUAUUGUUAUUCAAUAGAACAACUUAGUUUAGUUGGAUAAUUGUAGAUAUUCAUUUGUAAGAGGGUGCCAUGGUGUUUGUACCUUCUCUUUAAGGAAUAUAAGAUAUAUUUGUUGAAACAAUAGAAAAGGCUAUAGAUAUAAUUGAAUAAAGUAUUUAAUCGACUCGGAAAUAGCAAGAGUUAUAGAUUUAUGGUAUUGGUUCAAAUACAACAGAUUUGAGAUAAGAUUUGAGAGAAUAUGGUAGAUAUAAUUUAAGAUAAUUUGAUUAUGUUAAAGAACUUAGGGAAGAGCUGUAAUUUAGUUAUAAAUAGAUUGAGCAUUAUAUGGUAAAGAUUAAGAAUUUAUUGGAUGAAUUUGAAAAUAAUUAUGAUAAAUUUUUGAAUGCAGAAAUACUGAAGUUGUAAUUCUAAUUGAUUUCAGAAAUGUAAUCUGAAAUAGAGAAUAUAGAAAAUAUAGUGGAUAUUGGAUUUUUGAGAUUGAAUAUCCAACUCUUUAAAUUAUAAAUGUAAACUUUCUUUAAGAAUAAGAUUUAAGUGAUUAAUCAGAAGGUAGAUAAAGAACUUAGAGGUAGAUGUAAAGUAAUUUAAGAAACAAUUUAAGAUUGGUUGGAGAAAUUGAAAUUGAAACCAGUAACUUUGAAACAAUAUGUAAUAUAUUAAGAGAAUUAUAUGUUGAUAAAAUAAAAUUAUGAAGAAAUUGAUUAAUAAAUAGAAGAAUUACAUGUUUAUAAUAGAAUUUAUAUUAAUGAAGAUUAAACUAUUCCUAUAAAGGAUAUUUGGGAUAAGAUAGUUAGUUAAUAUUAAUUAUUUUAAUAUAAAUUUUAUGAUUUAUAAAAUCAAUAUGGAUUAGUUUAAGAUAAAUUUGAAAAGGAGUUCAGAAAAUUGACUCCAUUUUUUCAUUAGAAAGUAUUAUAAUUUUGUGAAUAAUUUGAAAACAAUAAAGACAUAAAUGAAAUAAACUCUAUUUCUUAAUUAUAUAGUUAAUUAAUAACUUUAGAAUUGGAAUAUGAAGAUUUAAAGUAGUAUUCACAUUCUUUACAAAUAGAAUAAUAUCAUAAUGAGUAAUUACAUGAGAUAAAAAAUAAAUAUGUUUAAUUUAAGUAAUUGUAAAUAGAAAUUCAUAAGAUUCACAAUUUACAAUAAGAGUGGAUGAGAGAACAUUUUCUUGAUUUAAAUCUAUUUUUUAUAAAGAAAACUUAUUAGAAUUUAUUAGAUUAAAUUGAAGAUUGUAAAAUAUUUGUUUAAGGUUAAUUGGCUGAAAUAAAGUAAGAAUUAAUGAAAGAAUUAAAAUUAUUUAAUGUAAUUGAAAUUAUUAUAAAAAUUAAAGAUUAUGAUUAGAAUAUUGUAGCUUAAGUGUGUAAGAAAGAUAAACAAUAGGAUAAAAAUUUAUUAUAAUUAAUAUUAUAAAUAUGUAAUAAUCCAUCACAUCCAGUAUUUACUACUUAAUAUUUAUAUUAAUCAGAUAUUAAUGAAUAAUAAGAUAAUUUAUAAUAAUUAUUAAUCAUUAUUCAAUAUGAAAAUUAAACAAUGAAUUCACUUAUUAAAUUAGAAGAGUUUUGGAAGAAUCAUAAAUUAAUUAUUUAAAAGGUUAAAGGAACAAAAGAUCAAUAUUCAAUUACUAAUUUAAAUUAAUUGAAUGAUUUAUUAGAUGAGAAUAUUUUGAAUAUCAAUACUAUUCUUGGUCAACCUAAUAUUGAUGAUCUAAGAAAUAGAAUUGAUUUACAAUUAAAGUAUAUAGUUUAUUUGUAAGAAUAUAUUAAUUAAUUGAUUCUCUUACAAGAUACAUAAUCUUAUUUAAAUAAUUUAUUAUCAAACUAAAUUAAUCAAAAGAAUUAAAGUAAGGAAAUUAAAUUAUAUUAAAAUUAAGAAAAAAAUUGGAAAUAAUUGAUAAGAUUAUUAUAAUAAUAAAAAAAUUUAGAAAUAUGGAUUAAAGAUGAAAAUGAAAAGAAGUAUUUAACACAAAUUCAAUAAGAUAAUUAUAAUUGUAAGAGCAUUAUUUAAUAAUUGAAUGAGUAAUUUGAAAAGAAGAAGUAUUUAUUCCCAAGAUUUAAUUUUCUUACAAAUUCUUAAUUUAAUAAAGUUAUCACUGAAAUUAAACAUCCUACUGCUAUAUAACAAUAUCUAAGUUUAUUUUUUCAAAAUAUCCAUUAAUUUGAUUAUGAUUAGAAUAAAGAUUCUAUUACAUCUUUAUAUUCAAUGGAAAAUGAUUAGAUAACUAUUAAGUAUUGUCCAAUGAAAGGAGAGAUUGAGGAUUGGUUCAAAAAUAUUGAGGAGGGAAUGAAAUAAGGAUUAAGAUAGAUUAUAAAGAAUGCACUUAAACAUGCUGAUAAUUAUUAAUAGAUAGUGUAAUAUCCAAUUUAAAUAAUUUAUAUAUGUAUGAAUAUAAAUUAUACUAUGAUGUUGGAUGAUAUUUUAUAGAAUGAUGAAAAGGAUUGGAAUGAAUUAGUAGAAUUUAAAUAAUAUGAAAUACAAGAAUAAAUAAAAUAAUUACAUUCAAUAAAAUAAUCAGUUAAGUAAUAAUUACGAUAGAUUGCAAUUAUAAUGAUAUUGAAUAAUUAAAAAAAUCUAAUUUAAGAGAUAAAUUAAUUUAAAAUUAAUAGUGAUAAAGAUUAUUUCUAUAUUAAAUAACUUAAAUAUUAUUAUGAUGAUGAAAAUAUAAUAAUUAAUUUGUUAAAUAAUAAAAUCUAAUAUUAAUUUGAAUUUUUUGGUGAUUAAUUUAAUUAUCAUUCAUGGAAAUAAUCUGAAUAAUCUAUUUUAUUUAUGAAUCAAGCAUUUUAAAUUAAUAGAUUACCACAUUUGAUAGGUCAUAAUAGUAAAUAUUAUAUUAUUACACAAUAUUCAUAAAUGUUAGGAAGAUAUUAUAAAUAAAUUUAAAUUACUAAUUAAGAUUAUGAUUUCUAAUAUAUAUUAUAAUGCAUAUAUGGAUCAAUAUAAUCAAAUUCAUUAUUGAUAAUCUCUGGAUAUUAAUAUAUAUAAUAAGAUGAUAAAUUAAUUUUGUAAACAAUAUUCAAUUAGAUUUGUAAUGCUUUAUGGUAAUAACUUUAGAUUUAAGAUUUGGAAGGGAGAUAAGUGAAAAUAUAUAAUAAACAUUUUCUAACUCUAAUAUCAGAUGUACAUUAUCCAAUCUUAUUGUUUAAGAAUAUUCAUGUCUAUUAACCAGAUAUUAUGAUCUUAUGGUAAGCACUUAUUUAAAUGAUAUAUAAUAAGGACAUAGUUGAGAUAUUGUUGAAAUUAAUAUAAACAUUAAAUAAUGUUUUUGGUACUGAUUUGUUUAAUUUUUAAAGAUUUAAUACAUUUAAUUAAGUAAUAAAAUCUUUAUAAACAAUUAAAUUAAAUGAUUUUAUGGAAGUAUUACAAUAUUAGAUGAAUAAUGAUGAUAGAUAAUUAUUUAAUUAAAUAGUGAAUGAAUAUAUUCCAAACAGAGAUGAAAAUAGAUAUCAUAUGGAAUAAUUGAAUUCAUUAUUAAAUGAUAAUAAUCUCAUUUUAGUUUAUGGUUAACCAAAUAAUGGAAAGAGUAAAUUGAUUUAGGAAUUAUUUCAAUUUAAACUUGUAAAAUAAAAUAUAAAUUAAAAUAUUCUAUUAUCAUCAACUAAAUAAAAUAAUAUUCUCUAUCUUGAAAUUGAUGCUUAUGAUGAUGAGGAAUUGUUUAUAAUUUUGUAACAUAGUUAACAUUUCAAUUUUUAUCAUUUUAUAAUAAAUGAUAAAUAGAAUAAAAUCUAUUACAGAUAAGAUAACUUUGUUUUAUUCAAUAGUUUAAUUUAUUAAAAUAGAAAUACAAUAUUUGAAAGUAAUGAUCUAUCAACAUAAGAUCCUGGAUCAUUAACUAAUUUUACACUCUUUUAUUAUGAUAAUAAUAUUUCAAAUCAUCAAUUUCUCAUUUAAGAAUUAAAAUAAUUUAUUCACAAUUUUGAAUUAUAAACUUUAUUGGCUCGUAAUUUGAUUAAUCAAAUAGAAUAAUACUAUUAAAAAUUUAUUAACUUUCCAUAUUCAAUAUAAUAUUUAUUACAAUGUUCAGCUAAGAUAUUGAGUAUCUAUUAUGAUGAAUAAUAGUAUAGUAAAUUCACAUAAUUAGAUGUAGAUAAUAUUAGUACAUAUACAAUAUACAUAAUGUUCAGUUUAAUAUUGGAUUAAGAAAAUAAAUCACUUGUAAUUGAUUCAAUUUUAAUGAUCAUUUAAGAAAGAUAAUUAGAUUAACUUUUCAAUUAGUAAUCAUCUUAUAAUAAUACAAUUUUAUAAUUUUAUUUCAGUCAAUAAGAAUUAUAUGCCAUAUAAGAAUUGUAGAGUCAUAUACUAUUUUAUGGUGAUAUUUCUUGUAAUAAGAGUAUUUUGGCUAAAUUAAAAUCAUCAAACGGUUUAUAUUUUAGUCAUCAAACUAAAUCAAUUGAAUUUUAAGAGUUCAUAGAUAAAAAGUUAAUGACAUAUAAAAAAGAUAAGUAAUUGUGUUUAUCUCCACCUUUUGGUUAGAUUUAACAUUUUAUAGUUGAGGAUAUCAAUUUAUCAAAUUAAUGUCGUAUAUUUAUUAAAUAAUUAAAUGAAUGUAAUUAUAUAUUUGAUAAGAAGAAUAAUUAUUAAUUGAAAUAUAUUAGCAAUUUUUAUUUAUUAGGAACUUCAUAGGAACGAUUAAUUUAUAAAUAUAAUCAAUUCAAACAUUUUGUUUUCAUUAAUACUAACAGAAUUCCAUUAAUUUAAAGUAUCUAUACUAAGAUAAUUAUUGAUAAGGUUAAAGAUAAACUAAAGUAAUAUUUAGAAUUAGAUUAUAUAAAUGAUGGAAUUUUGAAUUUGUAACAUAAAUUCAAAUAAAAAUGGAAUAACCAUUGGUGUUAUCAAUAUAUAUUUGAUAAUAAUACUAUUUGGCAUAGAAUCUUAAAUCCAUUAAUUGUUCUAACUGAUCCUCAAUAAUUUAUUUAUCAAUUCUAUUAAAAUAUCAUGAGAGUAAUAGGUGGAAUAUUGGAUAUUGUAGAUUUGGAAAAUUUGGAUAGAUUUGUGAAAGAUCUAAAUUUUGGUGAUUAUAGGAUUGAGAUUCCAUAUUAAUAAACAAUAGAGAUUUAUGAUGAAAUCAAAUAGAAGAAUUUUCAAAAUCUAUUUUUACAUGAAAGUCAUCUAUAAAAAAUUGUAUAUAUAAUGAGGGGAUGGUAAUAUGAUUAACAUGUUGUAAUUUAAGGUAAAAUUGGAAGUGGUAGGAAUUCCUUUAUCAGAUUAGCUUAACUUAUUAUGUAAUAUUAAUAGAAAUAUAAUGAUAUUGGAUUAGAUGAUCUAUUGUAAAAUUGGGAUUAGUAGAAUCAUAUCAUUUAUAUAACCGAAAUAAAUGAAAAUGUGUAUCAAUUCAUCUCUUAUCCUAUUUAAUAUUGUUACAACUAAUGUAUAUUGAGAAAUGAUUCUAUAUCAUUAUUACAUAUUUGUUUAUUGAUUGAGGAUAUGAAAUAAUUAGAUUAGUAUAGGAGAAUAUUAUAUAAAUGUUAGAUUAUCAGAUUAUUUGAGUGGCCUAAGAUUUUUCAAUAAGAGGUAGCUAUUUAGAUUCUUAAUGAUAGAUCUAUUGAUAAUAAACUAUUUUGCAAGGUCUUUGAAUAAUCUUAAGGAUAUAUUCAAUAAUUCAUUGAUCAUCUAUAAUUAUUCCAAACAUAGUAUUAACAAUCGAAAUCUGAAAAUUAGAGAUUAAUUAUAAUCUAUUAAAAGGUUUUAAAUAAAAUAGAAGAGGCAAAUACUGAAUUCAUUACAAUAACAGAAUAGUACAAUUAGUACAAUUAAGAACAUUAGGAUGUAAGUAAUUAAAUUAAAAUAUUAAAUAAUGAGAUAUCUAAGGAUAAAUUAGAGUUGGGAGAUAUUAAUUAAUAAAUUAAUAAAUUGAAUGAGAAUAUUAAUAAAUGUGAAUAGAAAAUUAAUAAAUAAUAAUUAUAAUUAAAUUAAUAAUUCCAAUAAUAUAGUAAAUAAAGAUUGCAACAAUUUCACAUUAUUUAAGAAUUCCCUUUUUUAUAACCAUUAUAAAUGGAAUUAAUACAUUUAGUUGAUUUACCAUAAUUGGAAUAAUAUUAGAUUGAAUAAAUUAUAUUGAAAUAUCCAAAAUCUUCAUAAUAAAUCUAAACUAUCUAUUAGAUUGCUAUAAAUAUUUGUAAAUAUUAGUAAAUUUUGAUUUAAUUAUAAAAUAAUCUUCAUAAUGAUAAAGUAGCAGUUGAGGAGAUGAAUAAUAAACAAGAAUUGAGAAUAGCAAUGAUAUAAAAAUAGGAAUAAUAAAUUGAUAUUUAUCAAUCUAAAUUACGUAUUUUGACAGAUGAAUUGGAAAAGAUAUCUAAGAUUUUUGAGGCAACAAAGAAAUGUCUGAAAUAUUUGAAUCCUUAUAAAGUUUAAUGGUAAUAGAAUAUUUUUAAUUUAUAAUAAUAAUAAAUCUAAUUAAUGGAUAUCAAUUUUGUACAAAGUAUUUGUCAAAGUUAUAAUCAAUAAAUAACAUAGAAAUUAAUUGAUAAUUUAAACUUAUAAUAUAAAUUAGAUUAUGAGAAUAUGUAAUUACUAUUAAAUUUGAAAUUUUAGAAUCAAAAGAAUAUUAUAUUAAUUAUUGAUCCUGAAAAUUUGUCUUAAGAAUAUCUUCAAUAAUAUUAUCCAACAGCCUAUGUGAUUACAUUCAAUAAUAAUAAUAUUACUGAAAUCAAAAAUAAUUAAUAAACUCAAUAAUGUUUUAUCAUAAAAGAUGUAAUUAUUAAUGAUAUAUUAAAAUCUUAAUAAUGGAGAUCAUUUAUUUAUUAGUAAUAUCAAUAAUAAUAAGAGAUUAAAAUAUAUUUAAUUUCUUAUUAAAUAAGAAAAGAGAUUAGAGCUUAAUCUUUAUUGAGAACCAUUUAUUAUAAAAAGUAAGAUAAGGAAAUUGAAUCAUAUGCAUUACUAAAUAUACUUCAAAAAGAUAAUCCUGAUACAUUUGAUAGAUUAAUAUAAUAAUAUGAUGAAGAGAAUCUAUCUUUGAUAAAUUUGGGAUACCUUUUGGAUAAUGAUCGUCCAAUAAUGGAUUCUCACUAUGAAUAACAAUUGAGUUUGUUAAUAUCCUCUUAAUUUAAUAGUAUAAUUAAUUUAGAUGUUAUUAAUCAAAUUCAAUAUCUAAUUGAUUAAUAGGAAUAAUUGAAAUAACAUAAUGGACAAUUCAAUUUUGAAAUUUAUCAUCCUUUAAUGGUGAGAUUCUUAUUAAUUUAUUAAAGUCUAUAAUAAUCUUAUGUUUUCGAUCGUCGUUAUUAUAUAACAAUGUAGUAACUAUUGGAUAAAUUAAUGUAAGUUAUGGAUUCAAUUAAAGUUGAUAGUCCUGAACGAUAUUGGAUAAUAAGUAAUUAUUUCACAUUGUAGACUAUUAAUUUGAUAGAAAAUUAAUUUAAAAUAGAACAUCAUUUAUUAAUAAAAUUCAUUUUAUUUACUUAAAUAGAUCUAAGUAAUAGAAUUAUAUCUUAAGAUUAAUACUAAUAUAUAAUAGGUUAAUAAUUACAAAAGGAUUUAAGUAAAUACCCUAAAUCCUUAAAUGUAUCAUUCAUUAAACAAGAAUAAUGGGAGGAAAUUAAAUAUAUUAUGAGUUUGUCAUCAUCAUUCGAUGAUUUGUACACUUAAAUCUAAAGAUAUCCUAAAGAUUGGUAGAAAUGGUUGGAUGAUACAUUAUCAAUGCCAAAUGAAUAUGAAGAGAAGUUAUCAAUAUUUGAGAAACUCAUUUUAAUCAAAGCAUUUAAACCAAAAGAUCUUAGAAAAUUUAUCAAUGAAUAUGUAAAGGACAGAUCAACAAAAUACUUAAAAUUAAUCAAAACUAAUAAUAAUUAAUAGACUAGUAUAAAAUAAAUCAUAUAUGUUUAAUCAUAAUUAAAUAAAUUGAUUGAAGAUAUCAAUAUACCUAUUUACAAAGGUUAACAAGAACUUAAUCAAUAAUAUUUAUUUAUUAAUCUAUCACAUUAUCCUAUGGAAUUGUAGGAAUAAAUUAUUCAGAGUAAAUACCCACAUUAUAUAAUUGAAAAUUUAGACGAAGAUAUUUUACUUGAUAAAACAUUGUUAAAUUGUUAAAAGUCAUUUCUACAAUAUAAUUAAUAAAUAAGUUAGAAUAUCAGAAAAUACAUUCCUAAAGUUGAUAAUAAUAAUACAAGCGAAAUGAAAAAACUUACUUAUAGUCUAUGUUAUAUGCAUUUUUUUAUUAUUUAAAGGAAUCUUCUAUUAAAUUUAAGAACUGAAUCUUAUACAUUAUAAGAUUUAAAUUUAAUUUUGAAAUAUAAUUUGCCAUACUUCAUUAACACUAACAUUAAUAGUAUGUUUAAAGUUAUAACUGAUGGGAUAUAUAAUGUUCCUCCUUAAGAUAUAUAGACUAUAGAAAGUAUAAUUUAUAAACAUUGUAAUUAAUAAAUAAAUACUAAAAAUUAUUAAUACUUACAUUUUCAUACACUUCCUAUUGGAAAUGAUGUAUGGUUGGAUGAGAUAAUUAAUCUUAUUCCAGAUACUUAUGAUACUUAUAGUAUUGGAUAUGGAUAUAAUAAUUUUACUAUUAAUAAUGAUUAAAAUUAAUAGAUAAUUUAGUAGUUUUCAUUAUUAACUAAUAGUACUGAGAUUAAUGUAUAUAAUCCUUAAAUCAAAUAGAUUAAAUUAGUGGAACCUCUUAGUUUAAUUAAAUUAGAAUAGAAAUUAUCUAGAAAGUAUUCAUUUUAAAAAAAUGAUUCAAAACCAUUUUCUUAAUAUUAUCGAAAAACAGCACUUAAUAUCAUGAAUAAAAAUAAAUAAAACAUUUAAUAUAUUGAUGCACUUGAUUAAUACAUUAAUAUUCAGAUAUAAAAGUAUAAUAUACUAUUAUAAGUAUUGAACCAAUAUCUCAACAGAAUUUAAGAUAAAUAAGUUAUGUAUUUUUCAGAAGAACUCUAUUAAUAUUUGUGGUUCAAACCAAAAUCUAAAUUGAUCAUUUAUAAUUUAGUAGAAAUGGUGAAUUAAAAUAUUAAUCAAUUAAGGAUAUUAAAAGAUUAACAAAAUAGAAGAUAUUUUGAUUUGAGUUAUCUUUUUAUUCCAUAAGCAUUAUUGGAAUACUUUAAAUUACAAUUUAGUCGCAAAAAUGGUCUCAAUCCUUGGAAUCUCAAUAUUUAUACAGAUAUAUCAAAAUGUACUGAUAUAAAUAAUGUAUAACAAUUAUAAUUGAAUGAUGGGUCUUAUCUACUUGGAGGAUUAGAAUGCCAAAAUUGUUAAUGGAAUUUAGAGAAACAUAAAUUAAUAGAAGUUGGCAAUUCAUUCUCUACAUCUAUUCCAUUUAUUCUCAUUUCAACUUUGGAAGGUGAACAACCAAAAAAUUUAUAAAUUCCUAUAAUUGAUGAUAAUCUGACAUUAAUGACAAUAGAUUUAUAAUCUGAUCUAGAUUAGGAUACUAUAAAUAUAAGAUAAGCCAGAAUAAUAAUAAAAGGCAGAUGA